This is a messenger RNA of Alternaria conjuncta, 2037 nucleotides long. RefSeq lists its product as uncharacterized. NCBI's taxonomy places the organism in Eukaryota, Fungi, Ascomycota, Dothideomycetes, Pleosporales, Pleosporaceae. The coding region runs from base 1 to 2037 and encodes 678 amino acids. The record is from RefSeq and is a predicted model, not a curated record. The transcript has 2 exons.
AUGGAGACUGUCGCGCAGGAUCUCAAGCGUAAGCACGUCGCCGAUGAGCAUUCACUGUCGGAAUCCGAGGAAGUCAAGCGUACAAAGCAUGAGGCGGAUCCACAAAAACUGCUUGAGACAUCUUCUCGUGUCAUUGAGGGCCUCUUCUGGACUCUACCAGUGGAGUUGAAGGACUUAGUAUCCGCUCAUCUUUCCGAACACGACCUCAAGCAGCGCCUGCAAGUCGCUUCAGGUCUUAUACAGACUCACGGCCCACCCAUCAACAAGCAGGGCGCCGCAGAAUACUUCCUCAAGACGCUCUACAAGACGGUCUUCUUCUCACUACAUCCGCAAGAUGUGCAUACAUUCGACGGUUUGGUUGAGGGUUCCACCACGGCCAACUUCAGCGCGAUCCGAAACGUACUCUUCGAAACGUUCAUACCGACCAACGAGAUCUUUGUCCGUCUACUGCAAGGCUUCCGGAAAGACAGUGAUUCCAAUGUCCGCAUCGUCUCCUUCACAGCAGGAUCGCUCGUCGACAACGCGACCUUGCUAGUUCUGGAGAAAUUCUUCCAGCGCCACAUGACUUCUUUAGAGGCCAUCGUCAUCCCGAGCUACGACGACGGCCCUAUUCAUAACGCAUGGGCUUUCCACUAUCCAAGAACCAAGGCCGAGGUCAAGGAGAUUGAUCGCCAGAACCUGAUCGUCGCUUCAAGCAACCCGCCAAUUGGUCUCCCCGGUCACCAGUCCUGCAUCUUGGAGCAGACAGGCGACUUCGAACUGAGAGUCACCAAGCGCAGGCCAGACCUACCUGACUCAUCAGAAAACAAGCUAUCAAAGUCUGUUUCAACCAAGCUGGAUGUUCUGGUCCACUCCUGGGCGCCCGCCAAUCUCUGCCGCAAAAUGGUAGCCGAGGACAACCGAUAUCGCGUUCGUGACCUCUCCAUAACUUCUCUCCGCCAAGAUCCGCGCAUCAGGAUGUCCAUUGGUCCUAUCAUUGAAGGAUUGGGAUGGUCUCACCCCGUUUCGCUAGAGGAGUUGCGACUCAACUUCGUGAAUUGCGCCGAGUACGGCAGGGCAAUGAUCUCUAGUGAGAUGAAUGAGCGACCAAGGAUUAUCAACAUGGAGUCCAUCAAACUGCUCCAACUCCACGAGUGCGACGGCAACAUUGAGUUGAUCAAGGGUAUCUGUGAAGGUUCAGUCAACGUCGAGACAUUCCUGUUCUCUGUGAACGACGGAGCGAUCCAUGACGACGAGGAAGACGCUCUUGUGCAGUUUGUUCAAUCGGCGAAAAACUUGCGUACACUUUCUCUCGCAUACAUACCUCCUCCCAUCCCGGCAAAGACACAGUCGUCCGACAGCCCAGAGCUCGCUGCCGACGAAGACUCUCCGGUAAUGAGUCCCGGUAGUCGCCUCGACGGUACCCAGGAGCAGGCGCAUGAUGAUGUCGAUCAAGCCGUCUUCACGCAGGAGUAUUGUCGUUUCCCUCUUGCUCGUCUUCUCGGUCCGGUGAAUCGUCAACUACGCAGCCUGGCGCUGACACAAGAUCUGGGAUGCAAGAUUCGCACGGAGGACUUGGUCUACAUUGGCAAUACAUGUCCCUAUUUGACAGACCUCGCCAUAGCCUUCCCCGACAUCGCCGACACUUUUCCAGGGGCCUAUCUUGACGCCUACGUCAAGCUGCAACUCAAAGCUCUCGCCGAUGUUCUCAAAGCCUACCAGAACCUCAAAUACCUCCAGCUCAUCGCAAGCGGCGCCCACCGCGACCUCUCUCCUGGAUACGUCUCCCCCCUAGAGCGCAUUACGCGUCUAGUAAUCAAGAGUCUUGCAGAACAUGGUCUGCAGAUCGAAUACUUCACCAUCGCCCUUCGUAACGAUGAACAUCCGCAUGCAUACGGCGCCGAAGCAUGUCAUCUUCGCGUCCAUCACGAUGCCGAUUUGUCUGAGACUGUGGGUGAGAAGACACUGAAGCGCGACAUGGCUAUGUAUGGCGAUUGCUUGCGAUGCAACUUUGAGGAUGUUGUGCAGAAGAAGACAGGCUUUGCGUACGAUUACUGA